AGCCACCCUCUGUGGCUGGGCGGGGUGAAAGAAAACUUGCACCAGAUGACUUAAACAGGCAAGCAGGACUUGGUUGAAGACUUGCAAUAGUCAACUUCCAAUACCAUAGCAGCUGGAGAUUUAUAGCCAACGGGCUGGGUGAAGGAGUUAAAGGAUGGCAAAUUACUAAGAGGAAGUUCAGUAUCAAGGGUGGGGGGAUUCUUGCUGAACUGGCUUAGUUGGAUUCUUGCCGAAGUGGGGUUCACAGGCCAUGGAGGAGGCCUGGCCAAACAAAAGGGGCUCAGAGGAGCCUUACUAAAGCUUGAUCUAGGGCGUCCUUGUCAGGAGAGACUCCUGGAAGUCUCUGAUGGGCGGCUUAGCUCAAAGAGAUACUUUUGUUAGUGCCAGAGUCCGCGCCACCGGAAUCAGGAUGGCCCGGCUGUACCUCGGGAAUCUCUCGCUCCUACACUUCCCAGAAGCCUCUAGGCCCAUGGCUGUAUCCCGCGAUAACUAAAUUGUCUUUUGCCGAGUGGGCGGGGUCUUCCCGCGGGUCUGAGCGAACGGCCUCCGGGCUUUGUGAGAGAGCUGGGGUCUGCUUGUUUGGAUUCCGGAGAAGCGGAGCUGACCCGACCCGAGCAGGCAAGAACCUCAUGUUUCCUGACUCCCUUCUCCAUUCUCAGCUCUGCCCUGCUUGGAUAGAGGCCUCAGGAGAGGAGUACAGAAUGGCUGUUGAACAUCCACAAGGCACCUGCAAGACUGUGAAUCAAGGUUGAGACCAAGAAAUUAUUUCUGAAAAAGGAUAUUUAUGGAAUAGAAUCAUCCUGAUGGGAGAUAAUGGAAAAACUUACAAAACACAGCAUUGAGUGUUCAAGUUUCAGAGGUGAUUGGGAAUAUAAAAGCCAGUUUGAGAGAAAACAGGGAUCUCAGGAAGGACAUUUCAGUGAAAUGAUAUUUACUCCUGAAGACAUGCCCACUUUCAGUAUCCAGCAUCAGAGAAUUCAUACUGAUGAGAAACUCCUUGAAUGUAAGGAAUGUGGGAAGGAUUUUAGUUUUGUGUCAGUCCUUAUUCGACAUCAGCGAAUUCAUACUGGUGAGAAACCUUAUGAAUGCAAAGAAUGUGGCAAGGCCUUUGGUAGUGGUGCAAACCUUGCUUACCAUCAAAGAAUUCAUACUGGUGAGAAGCCUUUUGAAUGUAAAGAAUGUGGAAAGGCCUUUGGUAGUGGUUCAAACCUUACUCACCAUCAGAGAAUUCAUACUGGUGAGAAACCCUAUGAAUGUAAGGAAUGUGGGAAAGCCUUCAGUUUUGGAUCAGGCCUUAUUCGUCAUCAGAUCAUUCACAGUGGUGAAAAGCCUUAUGAGUGUAAGGAAUGUGGGAAGUCCUUUAGUUUUGAAUCAGCCCUUACUCGGCAUUACAGAAUUCACACAGGUGAGAAACCUUAUGAAUGUAAGGAAUGUGGGAAGGCUUUUAAUAGUGGCUCAGAUCUCACUCAACAUCAGCGAAUUCACACUGGUGAGAAACCCUAUGAGUGUAAGGAGUGUGAGAAAGCCUUUAGAAGUGGUUCAAAACUUAUUCAGCAUCAAAGAAUGCAUACUGGUGAGAAACCUUAUGAAUGUAAGGAAUGUGGGAAGACGUUUAGUAGUGGUUCAGACCUUACUCAACAUCACAGAAUUCAUACUGGUGAGAAACCCUAUGAAUGUAAGGAAUGUGGGAAGGCCUUUGGUAGUGGCUCAAAACUUAUACAACACCAGCUAAUCCAUACUGGUGAAAGACCCUAUGAAUGUAAAGAAUGUGGAAAGUCCUUUAGUAGUAGCUCAGCUCUUAAUCGGCACCAGAGAAUACACACUGGUGAGAAACCCUAUGAAUGCAGGGAGUGUGGGAAGGCUUUUUGUAGUGGCUCAAGCCUUACUCAGCAUCAGAGAAUUCAUACAGGUGAGAAACCUUAUCAAUGUAAGAACUGUGGGAAGGCUUAUGGGAGGGAUUCAGAGUUUCAGCAACAUAAGAAAAGUCAUAAUGGUAUGAAACUCUGAAUUGGAAACUAUAAAUUGAAAUUAUGUGAUAAAAGGACUCUAAACAUAUGACAUAAGAAAAUUCAUAGUGGUGAAAAGCUCUACAAAUAGAACUAAGGUACAAAUGCCUUACUUAUGCUUCACAGGUUUGUCAGUCUAAGAAAAUUUAUACAAGAAAAAAAAAAUCCCUGAAUAAGAUAAAUAUUUGAAGAUCCUUAUCUAUAUUCAUUACUUUGUUACUUUUGGAAAAUUCAUACUUGUGAAUGUUAAAAUUGAAAAAAAAAAAGCAUUUAUUGUAUUUGCCUCUAUUUUAAACAUUGGAAAACUCAUUUCUGGGUUAACCCUGCUAUACUUUUUAAAUGGUCUUUUUUUUAUUAUAUAGAAUUACUGAUUCAUCUCAAAAUUAUUUAUUACAAGUCUAAAUAUAUCAUU
Messenger RNA from Cebus imitator (Panamanian white-faced capuchin), 2418 nucleotides. It is a transcript of the gene ZNF345, whose product is annotated as zinc finger protein 345. NCBI's taxonomy places the organism in Eukaryota, Metazoa, Chordata, Mammalia, Primates, Cebidae. The record is from RefSeq and is a predicted model, not a curated record. The coding region runs from base 814 to 2007 and encodes 397 amino acids. The transcript is spliced from 4 exons.